UGUGUCCUCGGAGGAAAGGCGACAGGGAGGGGGAAGCGCGUGCGUGCGUGCGUGCGGCGGCAGAAGAGACGAAGCAAGGUCCGCGGGCGGACGGAGCAGCAAGGGCGGCAUCGAGCCCUUCCAAGCUCGCUCCCCUUGGAUGCCGACCCGGGAGGAGGAUCGCAGCUACCACAUCCAGACCCGUACGGCUUCCACACACCGGGACAGCACUGUUACGAGCCAUCCCACCCACAAUGGGCUGGGAGGUGUCAGAAAGAGAGGAGAGAUCAAUACUAGAAGCUGCCUUUGGUCCCCAGUUCCCAGGAGGCUGCAGCCCUCUGAGGAGCCUGAGAGAAAAAGUGGGAAGGGUCUCCUCCGCUCAGCAGGCCUGGCAGGGGUGAGCAAUGAACAAACUGCGGCAGAGUCUCCGGCGCAAGAAACCAUCCUACGUGCCCGAAGCCAGCCGCCCCCACCAGUGGCAGGCUGAUGAAGAGGCGGUGCGUAAGGGGCGCUGCAGCUUCCCGGUGCGGUACUUGGGCUACGUGGAAGUGGAGGAGUCCCGAGGGAUGCAGGUGUGUGAAGAGGCGGUGAAGAAGCUGAAAGCGAGCGGCCGCAAAACUGUGAAGUCCGUGCUGUGGGUUUCAGCCGAUGGGCUGCGCGUGGUGGACGACAAGACCAAGGACCUGAUUGUGGACCAGACUAUUGAGAAGGUUUCCUUCUGUGCUCCGGAUCGCAAUUUUGACAAGGCCUUUUCCUAUAUUUGCCGGGAUGGCACCACCCGGCGCUGGAUCUGCCACGGCUUCCUAGCCCUGAAGGACUCGGGGGAGCGUCUGAGCCAUGCCGUGGGCUGCGCCUUUGCUGCCUGCCUGGAGCGCAAGCAGAAGCGUGAGAAAGAAUGUGGGGUGACAGCCUCCUUUGAUGCCAGCCGCACCAGCUUUGCCCGGGAGGGCUCCUUCCGACUACCAGGUCCCCCGGCACCCACCUCCCGCCCCUCUGGAGCAAGGCCCCCCCAGGAUAAGAAAAAAGCGGAAGCAGCUGCCACCCCCUCAGCCCCAAUCCCAGCCCCCACCCAACCCGGCAGCACCUCCCCUCACCAGGGGGCCACUUCCCCAGAGGAGAAGGCGGAGGCUGGGGGAGCACACGCCAUCCCGCGCCGCCAUGCCCCCCUGGAGCAGCUGGUGCGGCAAGGCUCCUUCCGAGGGUUCCCCACCCUGAGCCAGAACUCCCCCUUCAAAAGGCAGCUCUCCCUCCGCCUCAACGAGCUGCCCUCCACCCUGCAGCGCAAGGGCCACGCAGAGAGCAGCACAGUCUUCGAGGUGGAGGCAGCCCCCAGCAGGGACUCGGAUGGCAUCUCAGCUCUCUGCACUCAGAUUGACACUUCACUCGCCCAGCCGGCUGGAGAGCCCCCCGCAGCCCUCAUGUCUGCAGAAGGGGACAGCACAGGACCCCCUUCCUCAUGGAAUGACCCCCAAGCCAACCCCCUGUUCCAGCCGGGACACAAGAGGACCCCCUCGGAGGCAGAGCGCUGGCUGGAAGAGGUUGCCAAGGCUGCCAAGGCUCAACAGCAUCAGCAGGUGCCCUUGGCUGCCCCCCUGCCUCUGCCUGGCUUUCCUCUGAGCUACGAGGCAGCCCCCAUCCCCGCAGGCAUCUUCACGUCUCCCCACAUGCCCCCCACCUUUGUGCCUGUGGGCACUGCCUACAUGCCUGCAUUGCCCUUCCCUGCCAUCCCCAGUGUGCCCGUGGUGGGCAUCACGCCCUCCCAAAUGGUGACCAAUGCCUUCUGCUCCGCCACACAGGCUCCUGUUACAAAUUUGGGGGUCAAGGCCAGCCCCUUCCCUCAGGCCCUCCUGGAUCCCCCUCGGCUCAAAGCCAAUGGGACUAUCUGGCCCUCCAAGCAAAGCCCCCCAGGUAUUUCUGCCCCCCACUCCGAGCCCCCUGACCCCUUUGAAGCCCAGUGGGCUGCCCUAGAGUCCAAGGCUCCCACUGCUGCCUCCAACCCCUUUUCUGGUGACCGGCAGAAAACCUUUGAAAUAGAAUUGUGAUCCCAAUUUUUAAGGUUCCCCCUUAGCACCCCAUCUUGCUAGGCUAGCUUGUCUAAAUCUUGGGGUGGGGAGAGCUGGCUGGGAGCAGCACUUCGAAAAGCAGCCAGUGGGGACCGGGAGAGCUGCCCCCAAGCAAUGGGGGGAGCCACUCAGGAGCUGAGAACGAGUGGCCGGUUGGAAACCAGGGUAAGCAAGCGGCCUUCCAGGCCUGCUGCAGCCUCCAGAGAGCAGGGGAAGGAGGGGGGGGGUUUCUGUUCUCUCUCCCCUCCCUUGUGCAGCAGCAGCACCAGAGUCCUUUUUUUUGGGGGGGGUGCCCCACUCUGUGCAUGGCAGGCCCCCUCCUCCUUGGGCAGCUGUCCUCUCCUCUUCCCAAAAGGGGGGGCAUCUUUGUGGAGCUGCUGGGGAGGUUCUGGGCGCCUCUACUCCCCCCACCCAGGCUGCCUGUGGUUUGGCCUGAAGCUACGAAGGAGGCUCCUUUCUCUCCAGAGGCAGAGGGACCCUUCCUCAGGCUGAGGUUCUGAUAUGUGAUGCACAUGGGGGACAAACAGGGUUAGAGUUAGGGUAGUACAACACCCCCCCCAUUGGAUUAUUGGGAAAUCCAUGAUCUUUUUGUUGGGGGGGGGAGACAAGGGGAGGAACUGGCUUUCCUCUCCAAAACUUAAAUGGUGGGGGGUGGGGUUGGUAGAAUGGUUAUUGCAGAAGAGGUGCCCCCCCUCCUCUGUUUUGGCUAGGGUAGAGAAAAGUUCUUCAGAUUAAUCUUUUUACAUGUUCCCAAUGUUGGGUCUGGCAGGUACUAGUGCUCAAAUUGCAGCGGGAGGGGAGGGGAGGACAUUCCCGUACAUUUCAGGUUGAUGCCUGGCCUUGAGAGGCUCCCCUGGCUUUGCCUCAGUAAUCCAAGCAUGGGGAGUGGGAGGUGGGGAAGAAUCCCUCCAAGAUGUAAAGGCUUGGGAAGAAUCUCUUUCUUGGGGGACUUCAGGGUCACUGUUCCAGAACAAUAAGGCUGAGGGUUUCCCACAAGGCACCGCAAGGGUGAUCUGGGAGGGGCAGCCGAGGGAGGACUGGGGUGGGGGGUGUUCCUUCUCUAGUGGGAGAGCCGACUUCAGGCAGGCUCUUGAAAGCAGCUGCCUCCCCCACCCCACCCCACCCCUGCAGCUGCCUGGCUGAAAGGCAGCAGCCCCUCCCACAUGGCUCCUUGGCCUCCUCACCCUCCCCCCCUCAAAAGCAGAACCAUGUUGCUUUUCCCCCACCCCCACCUUGGGCGAGCAGAGAAGACAAAAGUUGAGGAACAAUGCUUCUCCUGACCAGACUGCCUGGAGGUUUCCAAAAAUGGCAGAGGGUGUUAUUUUUUAUCUUAUUUUGAAACUUU
Molecule: messenger RNA, 3387 nt
Organism: Ahaetulla prasina
Lineage: Eukaryota; Metazoa; Chordata; Lepidosauria; Squamata; Colubridae
Gene: NUMBL
Product: NUMB like endocytic adaptor protein
Exons: 10
Coding region: 384-2021 (545 amino acids)
Source: RefSeq, a predicted model, not a curated record